AUGUUAUCCGAUCUUGAUCGUGCUGAAUACUGCAUUACUCAAAUCGGAAAAUGUGUUACCAACAAUAAUAUUAUCUUAUGGAAUAUGAAAUAUCAAAGAAUUGUCCAUACAAAAGGAUUGGUGUAUAUGAUGCAUGGAAGCCAUAUAAUCAAAAGUGAACUUCAAACUUCACUUAUUUUCAACAAUUAUAAGCAAAGUAACUUCACUAAACCUUAUCGCAUGGAUGGCGAUAUUAUCAUGGAUAUGGGACCAAAUUCGUCUAAACUGAGAAAUCGAAGGAUUAAAAAUUUUUUACCAGCUAUAAAGUUAGAUAAGUUAUUAUUAAUGGAAACGAAUAAAGGAGACAAAUUCGAUUCAGAGAAUACGAAAUUUCAAUAUCUUUUUGAUAAUUUACAGCAAAAUUUCCAACGACAAAUAAGCAUAGUGCAUCAAAGAAGUUGUCAAAAUCGUAACAAUUUACUGCUAUUAAUUGAAUCAGAUUAUUAUUACAAAGGAAUUAUGUGA
Molecule: messenger RNA, 504 nt
Organism: Dracunculus medinensis (Guinea worm)
Lineage: Eukaryota; Metazoa; Nematoda; Chromadorea; Rhabditida; Dracunculidae
Source: the annotation of a GenBank genome assembly